This is a messenger RNA of Durusdinium trenchii, 555 nucleotides long. The record is from the annotation of a GenBank genome assembly. NCBI's taxonomy places the organism in Eukaryota, Dinophyceae, Suessiales, Symbiodiniaceae.
AUGGGCCUGCAAAGUACAGGUGACGACGAGCGACUGGACAUCCUGACGGAAGUGGGAGCGAUCAAACUCUUUCAGAACGCCAGGGCCUUCUAUCGCUUCCUUUGGGGCUGCGGUGGGCCCUUCGACUCCGAAGCAGGCGGCCCUAGCUGGAACCAGCUGGGUUCCUCCCUAGGCGUCACGCAGACCAGGCUCCCGCCCACGCAGCAAGGUCGGCUGACCAUCGGCUGGCGCACUGGGCUCUUCGAUGUGGGGCUCGAAGGUGGCAAGGUCCUUCCGCCCAUGAUGACCCGGCGAAAGGCGCAGAAGAAGAAGCGAGGACUGCGUGACAACUUGUUGGACUCAUCGCCGUUCAUCGCCUACUCCAUGGACUUGCCACGGAGCACUCAGGUGACCUGGACCCUCGUGCCGGAACACGGUGUUCUGGAACAUGCGCUGCAGUGGCGGAGCCAGCGGGAUCCCACUGGUGGCAAGACGUUGGUGACCAUGGUCCUGGAGCAGUCCUUGCACUCACGAGACGCACGUCUCCGGAUUGGCACAUGCUAUGAGCGGAAGUGA